This is a messenger RNA of Acanthaster planci (crown-of-thorns starfish), 4927 nucleotides long. RefSeq names its product CD209 antigen-like. The record is from RefSeq and is a predicted model, not a curated record. Lineage: Eukaryota; Metazoa; Echinodermata; Asteroidea; Valvatida; Acanthasteridae.
AAAGAAGAUGAAACACUACCAUUCAGCUUGAAAAUGCCCUUCAGGUAAAGUCUUUUUUGUACUGUAAACAUUUUCAGUUCACUGCUAAUGACAGCUUUACCCCUUCCAGAGAAAAUCCUAGAGAAGUCCAGGGACCUCCAUUUACCAUUACAUGUAGCAAGUCCAGCUUUCACAAUUUCAUCCUGAGUCCUUCAUUAUUCAGGUUGGUGUAUUAUUACCAAAGUGUUCUUAGCAAGUGAGUUUUCGGAAAGGAGUUGAAAUAUUAAUUUCAAAUGUAUUUCAAACGUAAUCAUGCUGUCAUUCACAAUGCAAAUUGUCUCCAACGAAGUAGUCAGUUUAAUCUAAUGGACAAUACCAAUCAUUCUCAUUUUCACAAGGGAACAAUUUUGCCAGAAAUCCUACCGUUAUUGCCUUUGAGCGUUUACAUAAAAAUAAACUAACCACUGACCUAAAAGGUUUGAUUGCUAUCUCAGUUAUUGGUUGUGUCAGCAAUGGCCCCAUAUAGCUUUCUGUGUUUCCUUCACUGUUUCACUGUGGAUAUGUAAUGUUUCUAGAGCCUCCAUUCUCCGACUGGGUCACCAACUGAAGCUAACCCAUCGUUCCAAUUCUCUUCAAACCGUGCUACCAUCUGUCUAAGAAUUGCCAUGAACUUGUUCAAAGUUGUUGCCGUUGUAGCCAUCACGGCAGCGAUCAACGCUGCAUGGGGGUCAGACUUCUGUCCCUCUCUGCCUGCCAUGAACUGUUCCUGCCCAUCAGGGUGGCAACUGUGGAGGAAAGCGUGCUAUCGCCUCACUGAAUCAAAGGCUGACUGGGAGAGCAGCAAGUCAGCUUGUCAAAACCUAGGAGGCAUGAUGGCUGCCCCUCAUUCACUUGAAGAAAUGAAGUUCAUGGCAGAUUUGGCACGGCAGAACAACAGCAACUACAUCGUCUGGAUUGCUUGCAGUGACAAUGAGGUAGAAGGAAACUGGACGUGUGAUGGCCAGGAAGGGAGCAAGCCGUUCAUGGAAUGGCAGCCUCGGCAACCAGAUAAUUAUAGAGGGAAUCAAGACUGUGCUGUAAUAGCUGCAAGACAUGGUGACAGUAUGGAUGAUGGCCGCUGUAGUGAAUCCCAUGAUGCCGUUUGUAUUUGUCAGGCUGCCUGCACUCCUCGCCAAACCCAACCCCGUCGCUACUGCUUCUCUACCGACACCCACGGCCGCAUUCUCAACUCCACCUGCCUCCUCGACCACGUCAUCCGCAACCUUGUCACUGACAGCAUCACUGCCUGUGGCUCAGCCUGCGCCAAGGAGCCCAGAUGUCACUCCUUCAACAUCAAGAAAAACGGAGACGGCAAGAAACUGUGUCAGCUGAACAACAGCACAAGCUCCGAAGACAAGGACAAGUUCCAAACCAUCGGGGAUUUCUGUAUCUACUCAGAAAAUUGCAUGGACUAGAUAUUGACAAUUUUGACCAAGAAUUCUACGAACUUCAACUUGGACUGAAAGAAAACAAUUCUCAUUUUUGCUGCUGACCGUAAACAUGUUUGUGAACCCUGGUUUGUGAGUUUAGCAAUGUCAGCACGUACAACACAUCGUUUCAAUUAACUGCCAAAGGUAAGCAGACAUUGAUGAAACAAUGAAGUCUGGUGUAGAUAUCUGGGCUCUCCUUCUGAACAUUGUUUGUCUGUAUGUACAUGUAAGUCUACAAAUUAGGGGUCCAGUUUUUUUCAUGCCCCUGUCACAUCUGACAUACAGGUAUGAUUUUGUAAGUUCAGAACACAUUUUCUGAUUUCCAAGAGUGAUGAGUUGAUGGAAAUUACCUGCCAAAGAAAUAGUAAUAGUUUGAAAUCAAUUCCGCUGAAAUUUCCAUGUCCACUAACAAAGGUCAGAAAGGUCAGGUCCUCGUUUCUGGAAUUACCCCUGUUUGAACCAAUACACACAGAUCUGUCUAGAAUUAAUCCCAGCAGACGGUUGUCGUACCUGAAGUCCAGUUCUUGACAUUUUCUCUGUCUCUGACAACUCACCACUUUGGAAACAUGGUCAAAAUUGUAAAAAUUGUAAAAAUUGCCUUGGCGUGUUUGGUGUUUAGAAUGUAUCACGUGUGAACACAUGCUUUAAUGUGAAGAUUUUGUCGCUGAAGCCACUAGCCUGUAAAUUUGCAGUGAAGUAUUUGGAAGUGUAAUUUUAUUCUUAUCAGUUCAGUGGUUACGUAUUGAAUGCUUAAACCAACACUUUGUGUUUUGUUGGUUUUAGAAUGAAAUUAUUGAUAUCUUGACUUUGAUUAGUGUUGAAUAUUUUACUUAGCAACAGUUUCAAGCAACAACCAACUGUUAAAUAUCAUGAACCAAUCACGAGACCCUCUGAUUGCACAUUAUAUUUUUUAAAUGAAAUUUAUGGUCACUUUUGUGUCAAAUAAUUUCUGCCAAUAUUUCCAUGUUUUUGUGACACACAAAGUCAGUGUAAGUGUCUAUAUCUGCUCAGCGAAAUAAUUAGUUUUCGACCACUGAUGUACAAAAAAUAAGUAAAAGUUGAAUGCACUACUUCAGGCAUCUACACAAAGUGUUCAAGUCAUUAUUUAAAAUGGACUUUAAUCACUAACUUGAGAUGCCACUGCUGUGUGGAUUUGUGUUUCGAUUUUUUGGGGGGGGUUGUACUGACGAUAACAAAUGACAUUUCCACUACCACAAUUUGAGUCACAAUUGUUUACGGCAGUAAAACGGCCCUCGAUGAUUGAACAUGCAGUUCUUUGCCUGACAUCCGUGUUGAGGAACAGAUUCGUUACCUAAGCUGGAAUAUCCUCACACAUAAAUCGGAAUUUAUUGAAGGUGUGAAGGCCCCACCUUCUUAACAGGUAAAUGUACCGGUAGCCCCUCCCAUUCGGAUUUUGUUCCAGGUUAUGGCAUAAACAAGUCUUUGCAAAUUUUAGCAUAAUCUUUGAUUUGAAAUCAAUCUAAAAAUAGUCUUGACCCUUCAAACUUAAGGUUGCAGUUUUUAAUCCUUCAAUUUUCAAUUGUUACACUGUCGUAACCUCUGACUUGAUCCAACAAUUCCGGCCGUUACAAUUUUGUCGCACGUCUUUCAUUAUUCAGGUUUAUUUACUGCCGAAGCCUGCUUGGCAAGUUCAGCUUAGGGGAGCAGUUGAAAUAUUAAUUUUAAAUGUAUUACAAAAGUAAUCAGCCUAUCAUUCGCAACGGAAAUUGUCACCACCAAAGGAGUCAGUGUAAUCCAAAGGACAAUACCAAUCAUUCUCAUUUUCUUAAGGGAACAGUUUUGCCAGAACUCCUACCGUCAUUACCUUUGAGCGUUAACACAAAAAUAAACUAACCACUGCACUGAAAGGUUUGAUUGCUUUCUCAAUCAUUCUUUGUGUCAGCAACAGACCCAUAAUGAUCUCUUUGGCAAAGUUUAUUUCUCAUUUGGCGUAUCUGGACCUCCAUAUUCAGAAUGGGAAACCCAGAUGAUUCUACGGCAUCAGUUUAAUUAUUUAGAAAAAAAUGUAUUCAAGAGGUAGAAGUCAUCAAUUCUUGCUUUUAUACCAUGGACGGAACGCUUGUAUUACUAAAUUCAUGGAAGAAAAACCAACUGUCCAAAAACAAUGAAUGACAAACUCUAAGCAAUCGACUUCAAUAUUUGCUAACUAUUAUUCACCCCUAGCUCUGACAAAGAUGGCAAUGAAAGGCUUGUCAAUGGUAAUCUCUGCGACAGCUUGGUUGGUCUGCAGUCCGCGUUUUCUAUUGUCGGCUGGCUGCGGUCUCGAGGAUCCGUCUUGUCAAAGAUUGCAUCCAAGUUAGCCCCCUCUUUGGACAAUUUAUGCACUUGUGCUGCACUGGCAUUUUGAUGAGUUUACGUCCCAAUAUUGUUUGAAAUCUCAUACAAAACGAUGCACACAGAGCAUGUAAAUAAUGCAUGACGCAUAAUUUUGCCCCAUGCCAGUUGUCACGAAGCGCUCCAUCGGCGAAAGUGAAAAUUUACUAACCUUAUUUCCAGCGGCAAAUUUAUGGUGAAAUGUGUGCUACAAGAAAUUCCCGAAGGAAAUACGGCUAAAUCGUACUAGUUGGCAGAUGUGCAAUACCAGCAAGAUAUCAUGGCUGAGUGGAUGAUGGUCACCAUAGUGAAUCCAACAUCACUUUUUAGUGUUGGUCAGGCUGCCUGCACUCCUCGCCCAACCCAAUUCCAUCACUGCUGCUUCUCCAGUGACAAUCACAGCCUCAUUUUUAUUGCCGAGGGUGUCACUGUGCAAGGCUCAGCCUGCAGCAAGGAGCUCAGAUGCUGCUCUAGGGCUGAGUCAAUUCGAAUGACUCACUGUUUGAAUAUCCGAAUAUUCAGUCGUACCAACCGGCAGAUUGUUGAUGAGCAAACCAUAUACAAAAUCAGUUGCAAUAACACACACAAUUGUACAUUAUGAUCAAUAUGAUAGCUCCUCACGUCUAGGAAUAUCUCCAGCCAUGAUUUUCCAAGAUUUAAGAGAUGAACAAUACUUCUCGCCCUGUUGAAAAUUUCUGUUCCUUUUAAACUGUUUAACAAAUAAUUUACUUUUUUAAAUUGUACGAUUUCUGACGCUUUUCAUUUGAAUCUCCUUGAAACAAGUGCAAUUUUCUUAUUUAAACAAAACAAGAUUUUUCACUUACUUUUUAUUAAUGUUGCAUUCGAAUAUUCAAAUUCAAAAAAUAAUAUUUGAAUAUUCAUCAAUUAAUUGAAUAUUCGGUUAUUUGGAUAUUCAGCAUAGCCUAUGCUGCUCCCUCCAAAUCAAGAAUAAACAAAAGAGGAAGGAAACUCUUCCAGCUGAACAACAGCCCGCACUCCCAAGUCAAGAAUAAGUUAAAAAAACAAAACAUUGAUUUCAGCGUCGACCUGGAGGAAUGAAUCGGCUAGUUUUGACAAUUUCACAAGCGACGUUUUACAAACAAAGGUAGCGUGAACUGUUUGGAUUCGGUUGUUGGGAAAACAAA